This is a messenger RNA of Onthophagus taurus, 1776 nucleotides long. It is a transcript of the gene Dlic, whose product is annotated as Dynein light intermediate chain. Gene Ontology annotation, molecular function: dynein heavy chain binding. Gene Ontology annotation, biological process: microtubule-based movement; microtubule cytoskeleton organization. Lineage: Eukaryota; Metazoa; Arthropoda; Insecta; Coleoptera; Scarabaeidae. The record is from RefSeq and is a predicted model, not a curated record. Gene Ontology annotation, cellular component: cytoplasmic dynein complex; centrosome.
CCUAAUUUCACGUCGUUGUAAGUGACUCAUCACCUGUCAAGAAAUGGCUCCUCAAGAGGUUAUGUCGUCUCAAUCCUCUGAUAAUAAUAAAGAAGAAUCCACCAAUUUAUGGGCAUCUAUUUUAAAAGAUGUUCAAAAUCAUGGUAACCCAAAGUUGCCUUCUUGUAAGCAAAUUGUUCUUUUGGGGGAUAAUGAAACUGGAAAAACCACUUUGGUGGCUAAAUUACAAGGAGUUGAGGAUCCCAAGAAAGGAUCUGGGCUUGAAUACGCUUAUAUUGAUGUCAGGGAUGAUUAUAGGGAUGAUCACACCAGAUUAAGCGUUUGGGUUCUUGAUGGCGAUCCAGGUCACACAAAUCUUUUAAAAUUCGCUUUAAACGAAGAAACUUACGAACACACCUUGGUAAUUUUAACGGUUACCAUGAUGCAACCAUGGGGGAUUUUAGAACAGCUUCAACAUUGGGGAUCUGUUCUAGCUGAUCAUUUGGAUAAGUUGAAGUUAGAUGUUGAUCUUCGUCAAUCAAGAAGGCACCAUAUUGUAAAGAGAUGGCAGGAAUAUAUUGAACCAGGUGAUGAACUAGAUCCAUCAUCACCCAUGAAGAGGAGCUCCAGGAAUUUAGGUGAUCCUGAUGAUCAUGAUUUAGAGGAUAGUACUCCAUUACCUGAAGGAACUUUAUCGAAUAAUUUAGGGUUGGAUAUUGUUGUAGUGGUAACAAAAACCGACUAUAUGCAAACUUUGGAAAAAGAUCACGAUUACAAAGAUGAACAUUUAGAUUUUAUGCAACAAUGGAUACGAAGAUUUUGUUUGCAAUUUGGGGCCGCUUUGUUUUAUACGAGUGCUAAAGAAGAUAAAAAUUGCGAUUUGUUGUAUAAGUAUUUGACCCAUAAGAUUUAUGGAUUUCCUUUUCGUACGCCAGCUUUGGUUGUAGAAAAAGACGCUGUGUUUAUUCCGUCUGGAUGGGAUAACAUGAAAAAAAUUGCAAUUCUUCACGAAAAUCUUUUUACCUGUCAACCUGACGAUUAUUAUCGUGAAAUAAUUGUACAACCUGCAACUCGUAAAGCUGUCAGUAGAGAAACCGAAAUAUUCGCUGAAGAUGAACAAGCGUUUUUAGCUCGACAACAACAGAUUUUGUUGAGUGGAAAUAACUCGCAGAAUUUAUCAAGGGUUGGGGAGUCCCCGAUGCGUUCAUCUGCUUUAAGUAAAACAGCUGCUAGAUCACCAGCAACAGCUGGAAUACAAGGAUCUCCGAAAAAGUUGGAUAGUACAAAAAUCGUCAGCACACCAGGUGGCGAAGGUGUAUUAGCUAAUUUUUUCAAUUCUUUGUUACACAAGAAAACCGGCACUCCUUCCAUGAAUUCAUCCUUGAAUAGCACAAAGAGUCCAGGUUCCGAAUCGUUAACUGAUAAAGCAGCAAUGCGAUCAGAUGCCGCUGCGGAAUUAGAUAAACUCUCUCGUGGAAAAAAACCAGGCGGUGGAAGUGGAGGAGUCGAUUUCAACGCUUCUGAUUGUUAAACAUUUCUUAAUUCCAACUUGAAACUAAAUAAAAAAUAUUUAAUUAACUAAACUUUGCAAAGAAAAUGUAGUCGCAAUGCUUAAACUUAUUGAUUUAUUGAUGUACUAAUGUGAUGGAAUAAGUUAUUAUUUAUAGAUAAACUGUAAAAUCUUGUAGGAUCAAAACCACUUAAAAGGUUCUAUCUAGGUGAAAAAUGAAGUAUAUUUAAUUAAUUUAAGUUUAUAAUUAUUUCAAUAUUUUAUAUUAUAUUUAAAAACAAUUUGAA